Molecule: messenger RNA, 2328 nt
Organism: Hyla sarda
Lineage: Eukaryota; Metazoa; Chordata; Amphibia; Anura; Hylidae
Gene: C3H1orf198
Product: chromosome 3 C1orf198 homolog
Exons: 5
Coding region: 433-1572 (379 amino acids)
Source: RefSeq, a predicted model, not a curated record
CACAGGCAGCCAACAAUACACAACAUUGGAGCUGGCAUAGAGUGUAUGGGUUUUCUCAGAAGUGUAAUACCACAUAUCUCCUGCAGAACGUGGAGGCGCCGUAAGCUUCCCUUGGCAGGGGGUGUCUGGCAGCUGCCCACCAGUGAAGUGAUUCUGUGGGGGAUAAUUGGGGUGGUGGUGUACUGUGGCAGCCUGGCACCCAGCAGACAAUACACAGAGCAGGAGGAGGGGGCAGAGCCCGGAGGAAGCCUCAUAUAAGGAGACAUGGAGGCUGGCAUGUGCGGAGGGAGGAGGGAAGGAGAAGAAAGGAAGUGACUGUUCCUGCACAAAGCACAGGGCUGAGGGAGGAGGGAUGUGCUCGGCCGCUGCCUCCUCCGGGUGCUCGGUGCCAGUCUAGCUGCCCACAAUCCACUCACACAAAGCACCGAGGACAUGGCUUCUAUGGCGGCCGCAAUAGCCGCAGCGCGGAUCUCCGUGUCAGGGAACCGACCCCUGGACGAGAAGGAGAGGAACCGCUUCGCCUACUUCUCCUCCCUGAACUCCAUGGCCAAGAAAAUCAUGCAGGACAAGGAGCGGGUGCGGGAGCGCUACGGUGCCCAGUGGGACAAGAUGCCGCCCAAGGAGCAGGACGAAGCCAUAGACAAGAGCCUGGUGGACCCGGAGCUGCAGAAGAGGUAUGCCCUGCACCGGGGCCCCAGCCCGGACCAACCUGUGCCCUGCUACCCGGUGCUGAAGAUCCAGAGCGGCCAGAAGGUGGUGCACUUCGGGGAGGAGGAUAUUACUUGGCAAGAUGAACAUUCUGCACCAUUUUCCUGGGAAACGAAAGGCCAUCUGCAUCCAGCACCAUGCAACAGUAUAUGUGCAGGAAGACAGAGAACUGAGGACAAAGACUCAGGCGGGAGUCAGAUGGAAUUCAGCAUUUCCUCACUGUCUACUCAAGAACCAACAAGCACCAUUGUACAGAGUGAGCAGAAGCAAACCCCCAAAUCUUCCAGUCAGAGUAACCAGAUUAAGACUCCUCUUGGAAAUUCUGCUGCCAAGCCACCUCAGGGAAUGAGGACACCUAACUGUGAUGGGACAACACCAGUCAGAAAAGAAGAAGAAUCAGCUUUUUGGAAAAUAAGCAUGGAACGGUCUCGAGUUGAUGGUUCACAAGUAGAAUUUCAGUCUUUAACACCCAGUCAGAUAAAGUCCUUAGAGAAGGGAGAGAAACCACUUCCCGUCUAUUGUAGACAAGAUUCCUUCCAGAAGGAGAAAGAAGUUACAAAGCUGGAGAAACCCGAGAAGUCUCUCUUGUCUGAAAAGCCAUCUGUGGUCACAAAGCAGCCAAAGACAACCAAUCCAAGUAGUAUUUCUUUAGCCUUGGAGUCUCCUAGACCAAGCCAGUCUUCUGUCAGCACUUUAGAUGAUGUCUUUCUUCCAGAGCCACCAGCAGUAAUGCAAUCAGUGACAAAAACCAGUAAGGAACCCGAACACGAUGAGGCUGUUACAACUGGACCUCAGCUGUUUUCACAGAUUAACACUAGCAGUGUUCUUUUGAAGACCGGAUUUGAUUUUCUUGACAACUGGUAACAAGACUUAUCAUCUCUGUUGGAAGACACGAGCAAAAAUAUUUUCUUUAUCAGAUGGUUUUGUCGUAAUGUGCAAACUCUUCUUAGAUGGCAUUUUGUAAAACUGUAUUCAUUAUUUUCCAUUCUUUUGUGAAGCAUUUGUUAGUUGAAUCUUUAUGUACUGUUUUGGUGAAGUCAAUGUCUUUUUAAAGGUGCCUAUACUAUGCUUGUAUUCCAUUUCCUUUUUUAUUACACUAUUACAAAGGACAUUAAAACCAAAAAUGCCUAUAUACUUAAGUCAAAGGAUACUAUAUGAUAUUAGUAUUGUUGUCUUUAUAGUUUAAUUCAUCUGUAGAAUCACAUCCUUCAAUGUCCCUGCCAAUAGACCAUAGAGCUGAUCACGUCUCGAUCCCACACUCAUAUAACAUAUACUUUAUCCCGUUUUUAUAAACAAAAUUAAACAUUGACACUUGUACUGUAAGAAAAAGUUGUAAUACGUAUUUCAGGAAAUAUUGUGGACACUGUUCACACUUGUGUUAGUAGGGUUCAUCAAGUUUUCUGUAAUUUUGUCAACGUGAAUAGUGCAGUCUGCAGAAAUAACAUAACACACAUGGAUCCCGAUAAAGUCUAAGGGGUCAGGAUUUUCCAGUAUAGAAGUCAUAGCUAUGUUAUACAUAUAGAUAUAAUGUUGCUUUGAGAUCAUAUAUGUUACAUUGGAGACUUAGAAGAGCCCUCAUUUUUGUAGCCAGUUGAUGAUUUUCAACUUUUUAAAUAAAAA